Messenger RNA from Chaetomium fimeti, 948 nucleotides. RefSeq lists its product as uncharacterized. The coding region runs from base 235 to 948 and encodes 237 amino acids. The transcript is spliced from 3 exons. Lineage: Eukaryota; Fungi; Ascomycota; Sordariomycetes; Sordariales; Chaetomiaceae. The record is from RefSeq and is a predicted model, not a curated record.
GUCAAAAUCCUAGCUUUGUCGCUCAAAUCUCGUCCCGCCCGCCCGGUUCCGUUUUCUUUUUGCGUCGAAAAAAAGACACAUCUAAAUCUCACCAGUCCGCUGGUGUCUCAACUGUAAAUUCUACCUCGUUUUCGGCCAGCCGCAACGCGUGAAUUGCGCGGAUUACCUGUUACCCAAUUCAGAUCUUGACGCUUUGCUUCAUUAGGUACAGUAGCAAAGAGAACCUUAAUCAAGAUGCCCCGCACCCCCCGCGUUCGUGCCUCGAGGCCCGCGGCGGCUCACAAGUCUUGCAUGCCGUGGAACGGCAUGCAGUGGGGCCAAGGCCGAGUCAAUAUCACACCCCGCCGCCUCACCGACGUCCGCGUCCUCGGGGCGCUCCGAUCACUCGGUGUCUCGAUCCGGAAGCGAGACGUCCAGAUCGAGCUUACCAACCUGGUGGAGGAGGCUACCGCCUUCGCCCAGCGCAUGGUUUGUGUCCCAGAUCGGGACAUCGAGCGAUCGGAGUUCUUGGCCAAAUUCCGUGGAGAGAACCGCCUUGGCGAGCUUCUCUCGCCUGCUCAAUUUGAGCAACUUUUCACGACGAUUGUAUUGGCCAGGUACCGGUACCUCGAGGACCGGUACCUGGAGGAUUUGCCGGUGGAGAGCCCGGCCACCCACUGCCACCUCGCCCGCGCUGUCGACGCCUUCGAGGCGACGGCGUGGUUCUGGUCGUCGGUCGAGGCGUUCCUCGAGGACGACCAAGGCCGGGGGGACGAUGCCGAAAGCCUCGCCGCCUUCUCGUCGGACUCCGACGAGAACGACCAGGACCGCGCAGCCGCCUCGUUGGCUGUCACCACCAUCGCCGCAGCCAACGACCCGGCGUACGUCUCCCUCGCCGCCGGUGUCGACGUGAUGGACCUCGACGAUGUCGCCGGGGACGUUGGCUCAGAGAUGGAGGUGGACGACUAG